GCAAACUUUCCCUCUCGACCGCUAUCACCACAUCCUCGCAUCCUCUCUUACCCCAUACACACCUCCAUCAUCACCCACCAUGACUGAAUACGUAAAGAUCGAGAAGAUUGUCCCCAAGUUCCCGCCGCCGGCGUUCGGGGACAUUGCCAAGGCAUCGAACGACCUUAUCAACAAGGACUUCUACCACACUGCCGCAGCUGCCCUUGAGGUCAAGCUCAAGGCUCCCAACGGUGUCAACUUCACCGCCAAGGGCGUCUCCCCCCACUCUGGCCCCGUCGCCUCUUCCCUCGAGGGCAAGAAGGCUCUUUCCAACGGCAUUAGCAUCACCCAGUCCUGGAACACCGCCAAUGUUCUCGCUACCAAGGUCGAGCUCAACGACACCUUUGCCUCCGGCCUAAAGACCGAGGUCCUCUCCAACUUCAGCCCCGCUGCUGGAAACAAGGGCCAGAAGGUCAACUUCCACUUCAAGCAGCCCAACUUCCACGGCCGCGUCUUCGCUGACUACUCCGCCGCUGGUGCCAUUGGCGCUGUUGCCGAUGCCGUCGUUUCCCACGAAGGCUUCGUUGUCGGUGGUGAGGUCGGCUACGAUGUCCAGAAGGCUACCAUCACCAAGUACAGCGCCGCUGUCGGUUACACCACCCCUCUGUACAACGCCGCCAUCACUGCCACCAACUCCCUGAGCGUCUUCUCCGCCGCCUACUACCAGAAGGUCAACCCUGCUGUUGAGGCCGGUGCCAAGGCCACAUGGGACUCCAAGUCCGGCUCCAACGUCGGUCUUGAGCUCGCUGCCAAGUACAAGCUUGACCCCGCCUCUUUCGCUAAGGCCAAGAUCAACAACCUCGGCAUUGCUUCCCUCGCCUACAACACCAAGGUUAACAGCGGUCUGACCUUCGGCAUCGGUGGCUCUUUCGAUACCCAGAAGCUCAACGAGGCCGGCCACAAGCUCGGCACCAGCUUCACCUUCGAGGGUUAAGCGGACGAUGCGUGUAUAGUAGGGCGGGAAGAUGGUGAUCGUUUUAGACUCCCUUUGGUUUCGUAGCGAAGCGCCUAGUCUGCGAUGCAGUGAGCGACUGUAGUAUGGCUUUCUGGCAUGUACAAGAUUGUCUCAAUGCGAAAUUUGGAAAACCGUCUUGGAUUGCCCUUGUGUUGAGGGCAGGUCUAUGACAUAGCUUUGUGCCUGGCGGCCUCCUGCUUGUCGUUUGCUACUUUAAGGCCUGCACCUAUGGAGGCAAUGAUGCUUGCAACAACCAGAAAUCUAGUCAAGUGGGAACCACCUCUAGCAUAUUCUUGGUCUCUCCGGUACAGCAUCGACCGCCGCCGCCUCUUCAGUAUGUGCUCAGUGACCUUUUCGUGGGCCUGCUUGUGCCGGACAUCGUCGAAGUGGGGUACUCCUGACCCUUGACGCUGCUGUCCAGGCCCAUAGCCACCUUGUUCGCCGUAGCCCUCG
Molecule: messenger RNA, 1447 nt
Organism: Didymella exigua CBS 183.55
Lineage: Eukaryota; Fungi; Ascomycota; Dothideomycetes; Pleosporales; Didymellaceae
Product: outer mitochondrial membrane protein porin 1
Exons: 6
Coding region: 80-973 (297 amino acids)
Biological process (GO): monoatomic anion transmembrane transport
Cellular component (GO): mitochondrial outer membrane
Molecular function (GO): voltage-gated monoatomic anion channel activity
Source: RefSeq, a predicted model, not a curated record